Dictyostelium discoideum AX4 is the source of this 4152-nucleotide messenger RNA. RefSeq lists its product as hypothetical. The coding region runs from base 1 to 4152 and encodes 1383 amino acids. The transcript has a single exon. Lineage: Eukaryota; Evosea; Eumycetozoa; Dictyosteliales; Dictyosteliaceae. The record is from RefSeq and is a predicted model, not a curated record.
AUGGAAGAUCACAAUGAAAUCCUUUUUUGGAAAGUAUUCAAAAAUAAAUUUCUAUUUCUUUAUAUUUUGGAUGAUUUAAAAACAACGCAAUGGGUCGAUUAUAGAUAUCAUACACCCGUUAAAGAGAAUAUUUAUUUAAAUAAUAAUAAUAAUAAUUAUUAUAAUGAAUUUGAUGACGAUAAUAUCAAUGAUAUCGAAUCUUUCAAUAAGAAAUAUUUAUAUACAAUCAACUAUUUUUUAGAAAAGAAAAAUGGUUUACAAGAAUUUAAAUUAGAAUUAGAGAAAAACAAACUUGAACGCACUAAAAUCGAUAGAAUUGGCAUUGGUAAAUUUUUAAAUAAAAUGAUAUCUGUGUUUGAUAAUCUUAGUGUUAAUACAGUAGAAGAGUGUAUUAUGUUUAAAGAAAUUUUACAAACUAUUAGUACAUUAAAGAGAAACAAGUUAAUAGAGUUUGAUUUAUUAUCAAUUGUAUUUAAUAAUAGAAUCAACCCUCAACCAAAUUUAGAGAUUCUUAAUAUUUUAAUAAAUGAACCAUUCUCAUUUAUUAUGUCCGAUUCAUUAUUAUUGAAAGUUUUCGAAAAUUUAAAUAAUACUCAUCACCCAACCAUUAAUAGCUAUAAACCACAAUUCUCAUUGUUAGCUCUCCUUUCUGCAUAUAAUUAUCUUCAAAAACAAUAUCAACCACAACAACAACAGCAUCAUCAUCAUAAUCUACUACCACUAGAACAACAAGAACUACAAUUUCAACAACAACAAAAAAUGCCACAACAAAAACAACAACAAGAACAAGAACAAUUAAUACAACAACUACAAGAACAACAAAUACAAAAUCAACAACCAUUUCUACAGGAGGAGCAACUACAAAUAGUACUUCAACAAAUACAACAACAAGAACAAGAUAAUCAACAAGAAAAUCAAUAUCAACAACAAAAAAUAGUAUUAGAAAAACAAAUAGAAUUUUUAAUUAAACAAAUGAGAUCUUAUACCAUUAUAUCGAUUCCAUCACCUUUACAUUUUUUAAUGAAAAAUAAGGAUUUAUCGAUGAUUUCAAUUGAAAUAAAGAAAGAAUUAAUUAGAUUAGCCUAUGAAAAGAUUGAAAGUUGUCAAGAAUUAUUUGAAUUAAUUUCAAAUAAUUCUACUAUAUUUGAUUUAUCAACUUUUUCACCAGAUAAUAAAUUAGAACUAUAUUCACUAUUAAAAUUAAAAUCAAUAAAAUCAAAAAGUACUCUUAUCUCUUUGAAACUAUUUAAAGAGUAUCAAAAGAAAUCUCAAAUCACUGAUCAAUCAACUAAUCAAUCAAUUGAUAUAGUUGAAAAUAUAAUUAAUGAUAAUAAUAAUAACAACAAUCUCAACAACAACAACAACAACAACAACAACAACAACAACAACAACAACAACAACAACAACAACAACAACAACAACAACAACAAUUGUUUUAUUGAUAAUGAAGAAAAUAAAAUAAAAGAAAUUCAUAAACAAUUGGCAAAACAAGAUUUCAAUAAAUUUUAUCAAAAUUAUUUAGAUCAAUAUAAAGAACCAAUUAAAGAAUUAUCAAAUAAUCCACAAAUUUUAAUGUUACUUAAUUGGAUGUUAUUAUCAUUUAAUACAAAUUCAUUCAAAUCAUUAGUAUCAUUAUAUAAUAAUGGCGAUAAUAAUGAAAAUAAUAAUAAUAUUGAUAUUGAUUAUAAAAGUAUUAAUGAUUUAAUUAAGAAUCAAUUAUUAUUUAAAAAAUUAGAAUUAAGAUAUAAAACAUUUAAAUGGGAUACAAGUUUCAAUGAAUUUUAUGAAUUUGUUGAAUUUUAUAUAUCAUUGGAUGAAAGAUACUUUUCAAACAAAGAUUUAGAUUAUACAAUAAAGAGCUUUAUAUUUUCAAAUGUAAAAGAUUCAGAGAGUUAUGAAAAAUUAAUCAAUCUUUUAAAAUCAACCAAUCGUUGGGAUAAUAGAUUCAAACAUAUAUUGCCAAAUAAAUGGAAUCAUCUAUUAAAUUUAAAAUCAUUUCAAAUCUUAAUAAAAGAUAAAGAAACUAUUGAUUGGUUUUUUGAUAAUAUUGAAAAUCAAUCAUUGGAUGACCUAUUCUAUCAAUUUAAUGAAAGAUCAUCAUCAUUUCACUUUCAAACCUAUCAAUUGGUUCAAUAUGCAAUGGAGAGAUCAUUAGAAAUUAAUAAUCCAAAAUUUAAAUUUUUAUCACCACCACCACCCAAUGUUGUUAACAAUCAAGAAUAUAUUAGAUAUCUCCAAUGGUUAUAUAAGUUUCCUUAUAAUGAAGCCAUUAAAACUCAAGAUUAUGAAACAGUUUUUCAAAUUGAUUCCAUUGUUGAUAUUAAUUCAAUACCAUAUUUUUAUUUAGAAACUGCUAAUCAAAUUGUUAAAUUUUCAAAUUAUUUAGAAAAAACAAAUUUUACAAAAAUUGGUACCCCACAAAACUUCUUUAGAUAUGUUAAUCAUAUUACAAAAACUUCAAGUAGUUUAAGUGAAUCAUCUUCUUCAUCAUCUUCUUUAUCAUCGUCAUCUUCUUCAAAUGAUUAUUUAGAAAUUUUAAAAGUUAAAAUUAAUUUCAAUCAACAUAUUGAUGAAACAUUUAAAUGUUUGGUUAGAGCUAUAGAUUUUGGAUUCUCGCAUGUAUUUAAAUUAGUAUUCCAUAAUUCAUAUAAUUUAAUUGAAUCAAAUUUAGAAAAAUUCAAAGAGAAAUGGAAUGAAUUUAAAAAUAAUUAUCAUUUUAUAGUUUUUGAAAAUACAAGAUCCAAACCAAUUCUUUUUAAAUCAUCAUCAGCAAAUAUAAUUCCUCUUAUUGAAUGCAUUGAAAUUUUCAUUGAUCUUUAUAAAAGAAAUUAUACAUCAAGUAACAACAAUAGCGAACACUAUCUAUUGGUUUUAGAAGAUAUUAUAAACUUUAUGUUUAAAAGAUUAAUUUCAAAAGAUGGUAUAGUUAUUGAAAGGGUUAGAUAUAUUUAUAGAUUAAUUCAAAUUGCAAAUAUACCAAUUCAUCAUACUAUCUAUCAUUCAAUUCAUUAUUUAAAUAUUAAAUCACAAUACUUUACCAAAUAUUUAAUGGAAUUUCCAUUUAUUACUUCAGUUUUUAAUGAUCAACCAGUCAACGAUAAAAAGCAUUACUUUGAAGAUAAAGAUUAUAAAUUUGAUGGUUAUGAUAUUAGAAAAUAUUUAAAUCCAAACUAUUUUACAUUUAAUCUAAUAUUUGGCAAAGGAAUUUUUGGUAAUAGAGGAAUGAAUCAUAAUGAAUUAAUGGAUAGUUUAAUUGAAAGAAUUUCAAUUUUACCUUCAAAUACUUUAUCAUUAUUACCACCAUCUUCAAAAGCUUUGUUUUCAAAUUUGGUUUAUAAUAUUAAUGAUUCAUUAAAUUCAAACUUACUUUAUUUCCUUAAUAUUAAAAGAUAUGAUUUAUUUUUGAAACAUUUGGAAUUAAUUCAACAAUUAUUAAAUGAUUCUUCAAAUCAAACAGUUGGUUCAGUUAUUCAAUUAACUUUUUCAAAUAUUAGUAAUAAUAGUAGUAAUAGUAGUAGUAUUAGUGGUAGUAGUUAUAAUAAUUGUCCAUCUUGUAAAGAAUUGGAAAAUGGAAGAGUAUUUUAUUAUUCUUUAAAGGUUUUUGAAAAUACACUAAACUCCUCAAUGGAUUCUAAAUCAUUUGAAAAAUUCUUUAAAUUUUGUUCUUGUCAAUCAGUGGCAAAUUUAAUUGUUAACCAUAAAGUAUCAAAUCGAGAAUCAUUAUUAAAAAAUUUCAAUUUAAUUAAUCAUAUUUUAAUAUUUCACAACAACAAUAACAAAAAUAAUAAUAGUCAAGAAGAAAAAUCAAAUAUUCAAACUAAAAUUAAAGAUUUUUGGAAUAAAUCUCUUUUAAAUGCAAAUGAAAGUUUAAUUGUCAAAUAUCAAAGUUUAUUCACAAAUAUUGACAGUUUAUUAAAAUUAACCGAUUUAAAUUGUGUUGAUAAUCUCACAAAACGUUUAGAUUUAUCAAAUCAUUCCGUUAUUCCCUUUUGUGAAUUACUUUUAAAUAAUUUAUAUCCAAAUUUCAAAAUUGAAAGUGUUGUCACUAGAAAUAUUCAAUUACACACCAAAAUAACAAAAAUUCACAAAUUUGUUAAUUAUUUCAUUUCAAAAGGUUAUUUAAUUGAUAUUGAAAUUCCUAUUGGAUAUUGA